Messenger RNA from Daucus carota subsp. sativus, 1995 nucleotides. RefSeq lists its product as uncharacterized. The coding region runs from base 94 to 1854 and encodes 586 amino acids. Lineage: Eukaryota; Viridiplantae; Streptophyta; Magnoliopsida; Apiales; Apiaceae. Gene Ontology annotation, cellular component: membrane. The transcript has a single exon. The record is from RefSeq and is a predicted model, not a curated record.
UUUUUUCUCUUCUUUCAAGUUUCACAGAUCGAAAAAACACCACUCCUCCCCCUCUAUAUAUAGAAGUGAGCUAGCUAAGUAGCUUCCAUAAAAAUGACUGAGUUUAGCAGCGGUGGCUCGAGUUUCAAACAAAUGAGGAGUUUCAGCUUUCAAAUAAUCACCGGGAGAUGGUUCAUGGUGGUUGCUUCCUUCUGCAUCAUGGCCGUCGCGGGGGCAACCUACAUGUUCGGUCUUUACUCUAACGAGAUCAAAUCAUCUCUCGGUUAUGACCAAACCACCUUGAACCUCAUCGGUUUCUUCAAAGACUUGGGUGCCAAUAUUGGAAUCAUUUCCGGCCUAAUCAAUGAAGUAACCCCGCCAUGGGUCGUGCUUUUCAUUGGCGCAGUCAUGAACUUUUCGGGUUACUUCAUGAUAUGGCUUGCUGUUGCAGGAAAAAUAGCCAAGCCUAAAGUAUGGCAGAUGUGUUUGUACAUGUGUAUUGGCGCUAAUUCUCAGACUUUUGCUAAUACGGGUGCAUUAGUUACAUGUGUCAAGAAUUUCCCCGAAAGCAGGGGAGUUGUAUUAGGCCUUUUGAAGGGCUUCGUAGGGCUAAGUGGCGCGAUCAUCACACAACUCUACCAUGCUCUUUACGGAGAUGAUUCCAAGUCACUCAUCUUGCUCAUUGCUUGGUUACCCGCGGUUGUGUCCUUCGUAUUUCUCAGAACUGUUCGCAUAAUGAAGGUGGUUAGAGUAUCUAAUGAGCUCAAGAUUUUCUACAAUCUUCUCUACAUAUCUCUCGGCUUAGCUGGUUUUCUAAUGGUUAUAAUCAUAGUACAAAAUAGUCUUAGUUUUACGAGGGCUGAGUAUGCCGCAACUGUUUCAGUUGUGAUUCUUUUACUUUCGGCUCCACUUUUGAUUGUCAUCAAAGAAGAGUGGAAAAUAUGGAAACUCAAGAAACAAGUGUCUGGAAAUGAUCAUGAUCAAAUUCAAGUGAUCGAUGAAAACCCACCGUCUCCAGCUACGACGAAUCAUCCUUCGACGAGCCCACAAAAAUCAUCCUCAUGUUUUCGCAAUGUUUUUAAGCACCCCGAACGCGGCGAUGAUUUCACAAUCCUCCAAGCAAUUUUCAGCAUCGACAUGAUCAUUUUAUUCUGCGCUACGACUUUCGGCGUUGGAGGAACACUCACGGCAAUCGAUAAUUUAGGCCAGAUUGGAAAAUCACUCGGCUAUCCAACCAAAAGUAUCACCACCUUCAUCUCAUUAGUCAGUAUAUGGAAUUACUUGGGUCGGGUUUUCUCCGGAUUUAUGUCCGAAAUUCUGUUGACGAAGUACAAGUUCCCCCGUCCCCUGAUGCUCACUCUCGUCCUACUUUUCUCAUGCGUGGGACAUCUCCUCAUCGCUUUCGGCGUGCCCAACAGCCUCUACUUGUCAUCCAUAAUCAUGGGGUUCUGUUUCGGAGCUCUGUGGCCUUUGAUCUUCGCGAUCAUUUCUGAACUAUUCGGCCUCAAAUAUUAUUCCACAUUGUACAAUUUAGGCGCUGGCGCGAGUCCUUUCGGUGCAUUUAUUUUGAACGUCAAAGUAGCUGGUCAUCUUUACGAUAAAGAAGCGUCGAAACAAAUGGCAGCCAAGGGACUGAAGCGUCUGCCAGGAGAAGACUUGACAUGCAGUGGAGUGAAGUGCUACAAGGAAGCGUUUUUGGUGAUUACGGGAGCAACUUUGUUGGGAGCUCUUGUGUCAUUGAUCUUGGUAGUGAGAACUAGAGAGUUCUACAGAGGCGAUAUCUACAAAAAGUUUAGAGAACAGGCUGUCGUACUCGAUGCACAAAACUCUGGAACUGCUUCGAGAACCAACGGUACUGCAGAGGCAGCGACUUAAAUUAGUAGCGGAUGGUUUUUAGAUUAUUUGAAUGAGCUCCUGACUCGGUUUGAUGAUGAUCAGGCAAGUGUUUAUUUUGUUCGUGUUUGCUUGUACGCCCGUGUAAAACACAAAGAAAAAGAAGGAAAAUUACUUCGCAGA